GGGAAGCACAAGAAGAACUCAAGUGGCUUUUGAGGCGAGUCAACAUUGUAUGAAGAAUUCCCCUCAGUGAGUCUUUGAGAGAGCCUAUGCAAACAAUCACGACUCAGACGUAUACACUGCCAACAGGAAAUAACGCUCGUCCUUUCCUAGAACCGCAGCAAAGGACUUUGUGUAAUUAUGGCUGGUUUGCACAAACCACUCAUACCUGUCAGCCUCUGCUGCACCUUGCUUGCUUUGUUAUCAACCAGCCGAGCAGAAAUCUUUAAACCUGUUUCAGGAAGACCAGACCAGUCUCGGGAUUUGCUCUUCUCUUCAUUUCAAGAGAGUGUGCAGAUGGUCGACCAGGCGUACCAACACACUAAUGCGAGGCGAAGCAUGGCGCAAUCCCCCAUGCAGAUGUUCACGCUUCUAAGGCAACCGGCAUCAGAGACCCUGGAGAUAUCAAAAGCAGCGGAAGUCUUUGAAAUGACUUUACACCUCAUAAAGGCCAAGGCAAGCCGGAGACAUAAAAGAGCCAUAGCUUUGACAGAGUACCUCUCCGUAGAGGAAGUGGAGCUGAUUGCGAACUGGUCUGGGUGCCCUGCCCCCGUGCAGCCAGCCUGCUGUCCCUAUGGAGACCAGUCAAGCAAAUACCGCUCCAUCGAUGGAGUCUGUAACAACAGAAAUAACCCUCUCUGGGGAGCCGCCAACACGGUAUUGGCCAGAUGGCUCCCGGCGGAGUACGAAGACGGGAAGAGCCAGCCCAAAGGCUGGAACGCCGGCCGCAACUACGGUGGCUUCCAACUCCCUCCGGUGCGUGAAGUGAGCAACAGAAUUAUGCAGGGCUCUCCCGGCGUGCCUGUCCUGGAGGAUGAAGACUACUCUCAGAUGCUGGUGGACUGGGGCCAGUACAUAGACCACGACAUCUCUUUCACUCCGCAGAGCAGCAGCCGCGCAGCCUUCCCCUCAGGACUGGACUGCUUGAGCACGUGCGAAAAUGCUAACCCAUGCUUCCCCAUUGAGAUCCCCCCCAACGACCAGCUGUUCACGAAGAAGAGCUGUCUCCCCUUCUUCCGCUCCUCGCCGGCGUGCCCGAGCGCAGCGGAGACGAGCGGCCCUCUCCGCGACCUGCAGCAGAUGCUCCAGCGCCAGCAGACCAACGUCAUCACGUCCUUCCUGGACGCCUCCACCGUGUAUGGACACAGCCCAGCUUUGCAGGGCCUGCUGCGCGACCGUGCCAGCUCUGCCGGCAUGCUGGCAGUCAAUCACUGGUUCGCCGACACCAGCGGGCGGCCCUUUCUGCCGUCUGUCGCCCCUGACACCCCAUCAGCGUGCUUUCAGGAGCACUGUGCCGGCGGUGGUGGGGGUGGCGUUUGUGGCGCCUCUGAUGGAGCAGGGAGGGAGCGGGUGGAGUGUUUCCUGGCAGGGGACAGCAGGGUGAACGAGGUGUUGCCCCUCACUGCCCUUCACACGCUAUGGGUCAGGGAGCACAACCGAGUGGCAGCCACUCUGAAAGCUCUCAAUCCCCAGUGGAGCGCAGAGACCACGUAUCAGGAGAGCCGCAAAAUCAUCGGAGCGCUGCACCAGAUCAUUACCAUGAGGGACUACGUGCCAAAAAUUAUUGGACAGAAGGCUUUUGAUCGAUAUGUUGGCCCGUACAGAGGUUACAAUGACUCGGUGAAUCCUUCGGUCUCCAACGUGUUUGCCACGGCUGCGUUCCGCUUUGGUCACGCCACCAUUCCGACAACGUUGAGGAGACUCAACGAGAGCUUCCAGGAUCACCCACUGUACCCUUCUCUCCCACUGCACCGAACCUUCUUCAGCCCCUGGAGGAUCGUUAGGCAGGGAGGGCUGGACCCUGUGAUCCGUGGCCUUUUGGCCCAGCCCGCGGCCAAGGUGACCCGGGACCACUUAAUGAGCCAGGAGCUGACAGAGAGGCUGGUGGUUCUGACUGUUCCCGAGACUCUGGACCUGGCUGCCCUGAACCUCCAACGGGGACGAGAUCACGCUCUACCAGGGUACAACGAGUGGAGGAGCUUCUGCGGCUUUGACCGAGCGUCGACUCCGGCGGACCUUGGUAGGGUUAUAAAUGACGGGCGCCUGGUUGAAAAGAUUAUGGAGCUGUAUGGGAACCCUGACAACAUUGAUGUGUGGCUGGGCGGCCUGCUGGAGGAGCCACUGCCCGGUGCCCGCACUGGCCCACUGUUUGCCUGUCUGAUCGGGAAACAGAUGAAAGCACUUCGCCAGGGAGACAGGUUUUGGUGGGAGAGCCCAGGCGUGUUCACACAGAAGCAGAGGGAGGAGCUGAUGAAGCACUCUCUGCCGCGUGUCAUCUGUGACAACAGUGGGAUAGAGGUCGCGCCCCCGGAUGCCUUCAGAUUGGCUCGAUACCCACAGGACUUUCUCCCCUGCAACAGUGUCCCCUCAAUGAACCUGGAGGCUUGGAGGGAGAGUUAGGGCCAAGGUUCGGCGUCCAGUCUCCUCACCUUCUCUAUUGUCUUUCCAACAGUGUAAAGUGUUGUACAGUAGAACUGCUUGCCACUGUACCUUGGUCUCACUUUAUUCUCCCCUUAAAAAGCAGUCUGCUAUUGCAGUUCAUGGAGAUAAGAGGUACAAUAUACUCAGUAUACUAGCAGAUUUUUUUUUUUCCAUUCGAGAUCAACUUGCUGUUUGCAUAGCGAUGUACAGGCUAUA
This is a messenger RNA of Alosa sapidissima (American shad), 2673 nucleotides long. It is a transcript of the gene tpo, whose product is annotated as thyroid peroxidase. The coding region runs from base 178 to 2436 and encodes 752 amino acids. Gene Ontology annotation, molecular function: peroxidase activity; heme binding. The transcript has 12 exons. Gene Ontology annotation, biological process: response to oxidative stress. Lineage: Eukaryota; Metazoa; Chordata; Actinopteri; Clupeiformes; Clupeidae. The record is from RefSeq and is a predicted model, not a curated record.